AUGGCCACAGAUGAUAAGACUUCUCCAACAUUGGACUCCGCUAAUGACUUACUUCGGUCUCCUACCAGUCCUUCUCAUCUCACACACUUUAAACCUCUGACUCCUGAUCAGGACGAGCCUGCUUUUAAAUCAGCGUAUAGUUCUUUUGUCAAUCUCUUUCGAUUUAACAAAGAGAGAGGAGAAGGGGUCCAGGGAGAGCAACAGUCUCUGAGUGGGAGUUGGACCAGCCCUCAGCUCCCUUCAAGGACACAAUCUGUGAGAUCACCUACACCUUAUAAAAAGCAGCUUAAUGAGGAGUUCCAGCGUCGAUCUUCAGUGUUAGACACCAGAAGGAAGGCAGAACCUACUUUUGGAGGUCAUGACCCUCGCACAGCUGUUCAGCUUCGAAGCCUCAGCACAGUAUUAAAACGCCUCAAGGAAAUCAUGGAGGGGAAGAGCCAGGAUAGUGACCUGAAGCAAUACUGGAUGCCAGAUAGCCAGUGUAAAGAGUGCUAUGACUGUAAUGAGAAGUUUACCACUUUCAGGCGCAGACACCACUGCCGGCUAUGUGGGCAGAUUUUCUGCAGUCGUUGCUGCAAUCAAGAAAUCCCUGGAAAAUUUAUGGGUUAUACAGGGGACCUCCGAGCCUGUACAUAUUGUAGAAAAAUAGCCUUAAGUUAUGCUCAUUCCACAGACAGUAAUUCCAUUGGUGAAGACUUGAAUGCUCUUUCAGACUCCGCUUCCUCUGUGUCUGUACUUGAUCCGAGUGAACCCCGUACACCUGUGGGGAGUAGAAAAGCCAGCCGCAACAUAUUUUUAGAGGAUGAUUUUGCCUGGCAAAGUUUAAUUCAUCCAGACUCUUCAAACACCGCUCUUUCAACAAGACUUGUAUCUGUUCAAGAGGAUGCUGGGAAAUCUCCUGCUCGAAAUAGAUCAGCCAGCAUUACUAAUCUGUCACUGGAUCGAUCUGGGUCUCCAAUGGUACCAUCAUACGAGACGUCUGUCAGUCCCCAGGCUAACCGAACGUAUGUUCGGGCAGAGACCACUGAGGAUGAACGCAAAAUUCUUCUGGACAGCGUUCAGUUAAAAGACCUCUGGAAGAAGAUCUGCCAUCACAGCAGCGGGAUGGAGUUCCAGGACCACCGCUACUGGCUGAGAACACACCCCAACUGCAUUGUCGGCAAGGAGUUAGUCAACUGGCUAAUCCGGAAUGGACACAUUGCUACAAGGGCACAGGCUAUAGCAAUUGGACAGGCGAUGGUGGAUGGACGUUGGCUGGACUGUGUCAGUCAUCACGACCAGCUCUUCCGGGAUGAGUACGCUCUGUACAGACCACUGCAGAGUACAGAAUUUUCCGAGACCCCUUCUCCGGACAGUGACUCGGUGAACUCCGUGGAAGGACACUCUGAGCCGUCCUGGUUUAAAGACAUCAAGUUUGAUGACAGUGACACUGAGCAGAUAGCUGAAGAAGGUGACGAUAAUUUGACUAAUUCUGCCAGUCCUAGCAAGCGCACAUCAGUCAGCAGUUUCCAGUCCACAGUGGACAGUGACUCAGCUGCUUCCAUCAGCCUGAACGUGGAGCUGGACAACGUGAACUUCCAUAUCAAGAAGCCCUCCAAGUACCCACAUGUGCCCCCUCACCCUGCUGACCAAAAAGAGUAUUUGAUUUCUGACAAUGGAGGACAACAGCUAUCAAUAAGCGACGCCUUCAUCAAAGAAUCCUUAUUUAACCGUCGAGUUGAGGAAAAAUCCAAAGAACUGCCUUUCACACCUUUGGGCUGGCAUCAUAACAACCUGGAGCUGCUGAGGGAGGAGAAUGGAGAGAAACAAGCUAUGGAGAGGCUGCUUUCAGCUAAUCAUAAUCACAUGAUGGCGCUGCUGCAACAGUUGCUCCACAGUGAGUCACUGUCCACGUCUUGGAGGGACAUCAUCGUAUCCCUGGUCUGCCAGGUCGUUCAGACAGUCCGACCCGACGUCAAGAACCGGGAUGAUGACAUGGAUAUCCGCCAGUUUGUCCACCUCAAAAAAAUCCCAGGUGGAAAGAAGUUUGAUUCUGUGGUUGUCAAUGGAUUUGUUUGCACCAAGAAUAUUGCACAUAAAAAGAUGAAUUCUUCUAUUAAAAACCCCAAAAUUCUUCUGUUGAAGUGUUCCAUUGAAUAUCUCUACAGAGAAGAAACCAAAUUUACUUGCAUUGAUCCUAUUGUGCUUCAGGAAAGGGAAUUCCUAAAGAAUUAUGUUCAGCGAAUAGUUGAUGUUCGACCCACACUGGUUCUGGUUGAGAAGACGGUAUCUCGAAUUGCACAGGAUAUGUUGCUGGAACAUGGCAUUACUUUGGUCAUUAAUGUAAAAUCACAAGUUUUAGAACGAGUUAGCCGGAUGACCCAAGGUGAUUUGGUGAUGUCGAUGGACCAGCUGCUUACCAAACCCCACCUGGGCACCUGUCAUAAAUUUUACAUGCAGAUGUUUCUGUUGCCUAAUGAACAAACCAAGACACUGAUGUUUUUUGAAGGCUGUCCACAGCACCUGGGCUGUACAAUCAAGCUUAGAGGAGGCUCUGAUUAUGAGCUGGCUCGAGUUAAGGAGAUCUUAAUAUUUAUGAUCUGUGUAGCUUAUCAUUCUCAACUAGAAAUCUCCUUCCUCAUGGAUGAAUUUGCUAUGCCUCCUAUGUUAACGCAAAACCCUUCCUUCCAUUCUCUGAUUGAGGGACAGGAGGAUGAAGGGGCUGCACAGGAGCCGUUCAGCGGAAGUCCCCUCCCCCGGGAGCCUGACAUCCCCCUGGACUUUCUGCCUUCUGAUGAUGGCAGUUUGCUAGAAUCAAGGAUUCUGUUUGAGAAGGGUGACCAAGAAAGUAAGAGCAUGCCACAGGAUGUUGCCUCUUUGAAGCCUCAAGAGCAUGCCCCAGCAGCUUGCCCGGUGGGUGCCCCCUGCGCUCUCUUCCCAUCAGUACCAGAGUCAUUGCUGCCGCUCCAUGUGGAUGACCAACAGGACGCCAUAGGCAGCGAGCAGCCAGAGGCUUUGCAGCAAACAGAGGACCUUCCGGAUCCCACAAGUCAGAUGAGAACCUUUAGAGACCCUCUGCAGGAUGACACCGGCCUGUAUGUUACCGAGGAAAUUACCUCUUCUGAAGAUAAACGGAAGACUGAUUCUUUGACCUUUAAACAAGAGUUGAAAGAUGUGAUCCUCUGCAUCUCACCAGUCAUCACAUUCCGGGAGCCAUUCCUUUUAACUGACAAGGGUAUGAGAUGCUCUACCCGAGAUUAUUUUGCGGAGCAGGUUUACUGGUCUCCUCUCCUCAAUAAGGAGUUCAAGGAAAUGGAGAGCAGGCGGAAGAAACAGAUGCUUAGGGAUCUCUCUGGCCUUCAGGGCAUGAAUGGAAGUGUUCAGGCCAAGUCCAUUCAAGUCCUACCUUCACAUGAGCUCGUGAGCACCAGAAUUGCUGAACAUCUGGGUGACAGCCAGAGCUUGGGGAGAAUGCUAGCUGAUUAUCGGGCCAGAGGAGGAAGAAUCCAGCAAAAACAUUCAGACCCUUUUGCUUACUCAAAGGAGGUAUCGAGUACCUCAAGUGGCAAAUCAGGAAGCAGAACUGAAGGUGAUGAAGAAAAAGGGUUGAUUACAAGUGAUGCAGUGUGGUCGACAAAGGUGGACUGUCUGAGCCCUGUCAACCACCAGAGGCUGUGCGUGCUCUUCAGCAGCUCUUCUGCCCAGUCUAGCAACGCCCCCAGUGCCUGCGUCAGCCCUUGGAUUGUAACAAUGGAAUUUUAUGGAAAAAAUGAUCUUACAUUAGGAAUAUUUUUAGAGAGAUACUGUUUCCGGCCUUCCUAUCAGUGCCCUAGCAUGUUCUGUGAUACCCCCAUGGUGCACCACAUUCGACGCUUCGUCCAUGGCCAAGGCUGUGUGCAGAUAAUCCUGAAGGAGCUGGAUUCUCCGGUACCUGGAUAUCAGCAUACAAUUCUCACCUACUCCUGGUGCAGAAUCUGCAAACAGGUAACACCAGUUGUCGCUCUUUCCAAUGAGUCUUGGUCCAUGUCAUUUGCAAAAUACCUUGAACUUAGGUUUUAUGGGCACCAGUAUACUCGCAGAGCCAAUGCUGAGCCAUGUGGUCACUCCAUCCACCAUGAUUAUCACCAGUAUUUCUCCUAUAACCAGAUGGUGGCAUCUUUCAGUUAUUCUCCCAUUCGGCUUCUUGAAGUGUGUGUUCCACUUCCCAAAAUAUUCAUUAAACGUCAAGUCCCAUUAAAAGUGUCCCUUCUUCAGGAUCUGAAGGACUUCUUUCAAAAAGUUUCACAGGUAUAUCUUGCUGUGGAUGAAAGACUUGCAUCUUUGAAAACUGAUACAUUUAGCAAAUCAAGAGAGGAAAAAAUGGAAGAUAUCUUUGCACAAAAAGAGAUGGAAGAAAGCGAGUUCAAGGGCUGGACUGAGAAGAUGCAGGCGCGGCUCCUGUCUUCCUCUGUGGAGACCCCCCAGCAGCUGCAGUCAGUCUUCGAGUCGCUCAUUGCCAAGAAACAGAGCCUCUGUGAGGCGCUGCAAGCUUGGAAUAACAGGCUACAAGACCUUUUCCAACAAGAAAAGGGUAGGAAGCGGCCUUCAGUUCCUCCAAGUCCUGGAAGACUGAGACAGGGUGAAGAAAGCAAGAUAAGUGCAGUGGAUGCAUCUCCACGGAAUGCUUCUCCAGGACUUCCAAAUGGAGAAAAAGAGGACCGCUUCUUGGCCACCCUGUCCAGUCAGAGCUCCACCAGUUCCCCCCAUCUCCAGCUGCCCACUUCUCCUGAAGGCGUGCCUGAGCAGGCCAUGGGAGGGCCCCCCGAACUCGAUACUGCCAGCAGUUCUGAAGAUGUAUUUGAUGGACAUUUGCUGGGAUCUACAGACAGCCAGGUGAAGGAAAAAUCAACCAUGAAAGCCAUUUUUGCAAAUUUGCUUCCAGGAAAUAGCUAUAACCCUAUUCCAUUUCCUUUCGAUCCAGAUAAACACUACUUAAUGUAUGAACAUGAACGCGUGCCCAUUGCAGUCUGUGAGAAGGAGCCCAGCUCCAUCAUUGCCUUUGCUCUCAGCUGUAAAGAAUACCGGAAUGCCUUGGAGGAAUUGUCCAAAGCCACUCAGCGGAACAGUGCUGAAGAAGGGCUUCCAACAAACAGUACUUUAGACAGCAGACCAAAGAGUAGCAGCCCAAUUAGAUUACCUGAGAUCAGCGGAGGACAGACAAAUCGUGCCGUAGACGCAGAACCACAACCAACCAAAAAGGCUUCUGGAAUGUUGUCCUUCUUCCGAGGGACAGCAGGGAAAAGCCCUGACCUCUCUUCCCAGAAGAGAGAGACCUUACGUGGAGCAGAUAGUGCUUACUACCAAGUGGGGCAGACGGGCAAGGAGGGGACGGAGAAUCAAGGCAUUGAGCCUCAAGAUGAAGUAGAUGGAGGAGAUACACAGAAGAAACAACUUACAAAUCCUCAUGUGGAGCUUCAAUUUUCGGAUGCCAACGCCAAGUUUUACUGUCGGCUCUACUAUGCGGGAGAGUUUCAUAAGAUGCGAGAAGUGAUUCUGGGCAGCAGCGAAGAAGAUUUCAUUCGUUCCCUUUCUCACUCUUCUCCGUGGCAGGCCCGAGGAGGCAAAUCAGGAGCUGCCUUUUACGCUACUGAAGAUGACAGAUUCAUUUUGAAGCAAAUGCCUCGUCUGGAAGUCCAGUCUUUUCUUGACUUUGCACCACACUACUUCAAUUACAUUACAAAUGCCGUUCAGCAAAAGAGGCCUACUGCAUUGGCCAAGAUUCUUGGAGUUUACAGAAUUGGUUAUAAGAAUUCUCAGAACAACACUGAGAAGAAGCUAGAUCUCCUUGUCAUGGAAAAUCUUUUCUACGGGAGAAAGAUGGCACAGGUUUUUGAUUUGAAGGGUUCACUUAGGAAUCGAAAUGUAAAAACUGAUACCGGGAAAGAGAGCUGUGAUGUCGUUCUUCUGGAUGAAAAUCUCUUAAAGAUGGUUCGAGACAACCCUCUGUAUAUCCGUUCUCAUUCCAAAGCUGUGCUGAGAGCCUCGAUCCGGAGCGACUCCCACUUCCUUUCUAGCCACCUCAUUAUAGACUAUUCUUUGCUAGUUGGGCGAGACGAUACCAGCAAUGAGCUAGUAGUUGGAAUUAUAGAUUAUAUCCGAACAUUUACCUGGGACAAAAAGCUUGAGAUGGUUGUGAAAUCAACAGGAAUUUUAGGAGGACAAGGUAAAAUGCCGACCGUGGUCUCCCCGGAGUUGUACAGGACUAGAUUCUGUGAAGCCAUGGACAAGUAUUUCCUGAUGGUGCCAGACCACUGGACAGGCUUGGGUCUGAACUGCUGA
Molecule: messenger RNA, 6297 nt
Organism: Rangifer tarandus platyrhynchus (Svalbard reindeer)
Lineage: Eukaryota; Metazoa; Chordata; Mammalia; Artiodactyla; Cervidae
Source: the annotation of a GenBank genome assembly